This is a messenger RNA of Hyaloperonospora brassicae, 978 nucleotides long. The record is from the annotation of a GenBank genome assembly. NCBI's taxonomy places the organism in Eukaryota, Oomycota, Peronosporomycetes, Peronosporales, Peronosporaceae.
AUGAGCAAUCCGAAUGCCCACCGCAAGAUGACGCCCAAGGGCCAAAUGAGCUCGAGUGGCAUGGGGCCCGCGAUCAUGCACCUGCCGACGCACCUGAAGGUUCUGUUCGAGCCCAACGCGCCGCUCGAGCACCUCCCACGUCUCGUGAAGCGCAAGAUGCCGCCGUACACGGGACUCGCUGGCUUUGCGGACGCCUUUGAGGCAGAGAAACCGCCGCUUCGAGAGGUGCAAGAGACGCCGAAAGAGCGCCGCGAUCGGCGUCGACAGGAGAAGAUGGCGGCCAAUGACGCCAAGAUGCUGCAAGAUCGAGCCAAGCACGACCCGAACGCGGAGGAUCCGAGAAAGACCGAGGACGCGUACAAGACGCUGUUUGUCGGUCGCAUUAGCUACGAGACGACAGAGCAGCAGCUGCGACAGGAGUUUGAGCAGUACGGACCGGUGAAGCGCGUGCGCCUCGUGGAAGACCCGGACGGCAAGUCCCGUGGCUACGGCUUUGUCGAGUAUGACAAGGAAGCAGACAUGAAGGCAGCGUACAAGUACGCCGAUGGUAAGAAAAUUGAUGGGCGACGCGUUGUCGUGGAUGUUGAGCGAGGACGCACGGUGCGGGACUGGCUCCCUCGCAAGUUUGGCGGUGGUAUUGGUGAAACGCGCAAAGGAGGAGCUGAUGUCAACGUCAAGUACUCGGGAAGGGAAGCGAUCGGACAGUUUCAGGUAGGUGCGACGCGAGAGGUCGGAGCGUCCCGGUUGGAUCGAUACGGAGCGCGCGAACCUGCACGGGAGAGUAGUCGGAGCCGUGGACGCGGUGGCGACCAUCGGGAACGACGUCGAUCUCGAUCCAGAUCGCGAUCCCCGGACCGGCGACGUGGUCGUGACCGCAGUCGUGACCGUGAUCGCAGUCGUGACCGUGAUCGCAGUCGUGAUCGAGACCGCGGUCGCGACCGUGGCCACCGUAGUCGCGAUGCCUCGCGUAGGUAUUGA